Messenger RNA from Tachyglossus aculeatus (Australian echidna), 717 nucleotides. RefSeq names its product glycine-rich protein 23-like. The record is from RefSeq and is a predicted model, not a curated record. Lineage: Eukaryota; Metazoa; Chordata; Mammalia; Monotremata; Tachyglossidae. The transcript has a single exon. Bases 1 to 717 code for a protein of 238 amino acids.
AUGAAGUGGGCGGGGCCAUCGGAUUUGGGGGCGUGGCUACGGGCCUGGAGGGGGCGCCCGGGAGCGGGAAGGGGGGGACCCCUCCUCAAUUGGCUGGACGGAGUGGGCGGGGACAACGGAUUUGGGGGCGUGGCUACGGGCGGGCUGCCUGGAGGGGAUGUCCGGGAGCAGGGGGGACCCCUCCUCAAUUGGCUGGACGGAGUGGGCGGGGACAACGGAUUCGGGGGCGUGGCUACGGGCGGGCUGCCUGGAGGGGAUGUCCGGGAGCAGGGGGGGACCCCUCCUCAAUUGGCGGGACGAAGUGGGCGGGGCCAACGGAUUCGGGGGCGUGGCUACGGGCCUGGAGGGGGAGCUCGGGAGCGCGGGGGGGACCCCUCCUCACUUGGCGGGGGGGGGGGCCUAAGGGAUGAAGUGGGCGGGGCCAACGGAUUUGGGGGCGUGGCUACGGGCCUGGAGGGGGCUCCCGGGAGCGCGGGGGGGACCCCUCAAUUGGCGGCGGGGCUAAGGGACCAAGUGGGCGGGGCCAACGGGUUUGGGGGCGUGGCUACGGGCCGGGAGGGGGCGCCCGGGAGCGCGGGGGACCCCUCCUCACUUGGCGGGGGGGGGGGCCUAAGGGAUGAAGUGGGCGGGGCCAACCGAUUUAGGGGCGUGGCUACGGGCCUGGAGGGGGGGCCCGGGAGCGGGGGGGACCCCCUCCUCAAUUGGCGGCGGGGCUAA